AUGCUGAACAACUCGGUCCUCCUCACCAUUGACCUUACUACGGCCGUUGCCGACGAAGCCAUCAAAAACCGCAACUCAAUUGUUGUCGCAUACCACCCGAUCAUCUUCCGCGGCUUAAAAUCCCUCACCUUCGCCGACUCCCAACAAAGAUCUCUACUCCGCCUCGCACAACAUGGAAUCAGCGUCUACUCCCCGCACACAGCAGUCGACACCGUCCCCGGGGGCAUGGCCGACUGGCUCUGCGACGUAGUGACUGGAAGCUUCAAACCGAUACAACAAACCACCAAAGCCACCAUUGGACCCUGCAAAUCAAGCAUGUACUCUGCCCCAAGCUACCCCGAAGCACCAACCUCCGCGGUGCAAGCCCAGACCUCCUCACAAGGACCAGCGCACACCAGGACCACAAUCCACCCAUCCCCGCCAGCUUCAAUCCCAGAAGGGUUCGAAUCAGCCGGUGCCGGUCGUCUGGUGACGUUCAAGGACAAACAGCCCCUCACUUCCUUGAUUGAUAACAUCGCUUCCGGAAUCGGCCUGCCUGGCGGUAUCCCCAUCGCCAUCCCGCAAGGCCAAUCCGUUGAUGAUAUCUCUAUCCGCACGGUAGGCAUGUGUCCCGGUUCGGGCUCGGGAGUGCUCCUCAAGGGUGACGGCGCGCUCCCUGAUCUCCUGCUGACUGGUGAAAUGAGCCACCAUGAGGCUUUGGCGGCGACGGAGCGUGGGUCUGUUGUUAUCUCGCUCUCGCAUACUAACUCGGAGCGUGGAUAUCUGCGUUCGGCGAUGCAGCCUAAAUUGAUGGCCGAGGUAAAACAGCAGUGGGAUGAGGCCUUCCAGGAUUCUGCGAAGACUAUUGAUGAUCUUAAGAAGUUUGAUGGGGUUCCAUCGGCGGCUGUGUAUCAGGCUCGGGACCUUUACAAGGAUCAGGGCGAUGUUGAGGUGUCUGUCAGUGAGGCUGAUCGCGAUCCCUACGGUAUUAUGAUUUGGCGUGGUAACUAG
Messenger RNA from Penicillium digitatum Pd1, 990 nucleotides. RefSeq names its product Nif3-like dinuclear metal center hexameric protein. NCBI's taxonomy places the organism in Eukaryota, Fungi, Ascomycota, Eurotiomycetes, Eurotiales, Aspergillaceae. Gene Ontology annotation, cellular component: cytoplasm; mitochondrion. The record is from RefSeq and is a predicted model, not a curated record.